Molecule: messenger RNA, 1329 nt
Organism: Capronia coronata CBS 617.96
Lineage: Eukaryota; Fungi; Ascomycota; Eurotiomycetes; Chaetothyriales; Herpotrichiellaceae
Exons: 1
Coding region: 1-1329 (442 amino acids)
Biological process (GO): polyphosphate catabolic process
Cellular component (GO): cytoplasm
Molecular function (GO): endopolyphosphatase activity; phosphatase activity
Source: RefSeq, a predicted model, not a curated record
AUGCCGGACAUACACUUGCCAUCGUUCAGGUCUAGCCAACGGCUUCGCAAACCUCUGAUCGAAUAUUGUACCAAUGAAUGGCGGAAUGGCGCGGCUUAUGACCCUCCGUUCGGGUCGAGAUUUGACGAGGACAGAUUCGUGGACCGGCUCGAGAUUUUUGUGGACAGAGCUCUUGCGGUAAUACGGGCGCCGAAAUUUCGAAGACUGGCUCUGUUAUUGGUGGUCCUCACACUCACUUCGACCGUGUUAUGGAUCAAAGUCAUGGCACCGUUCCUGAAGGAGGAGCGAGCAGCAUGGUCGUCACUCAACAAACACGCCGAAUCGGCCGGCGAUGGUCUGUUUGGAGCCAAUGUCCGCCCGCAAUUCUCCGACAUGGUCUAUAUGCAGACUCUCGAUCGCAGUCUGGUGCCCGGGUCAUUGAAUGAAAAAGGAGAAUCCUCGACCAAGAAGAGACUGGUGUUUGUCGGAGAUGUUCACGGCUGUCGCGAGGAACUGGAGCGCCUGCUGAAGAAAGUCAAGUUUGACCCCAAAACAGAUCACCUGGUGGCCACGGGAGAUAUUGUCAACAAAGGGCCAGACACGCCUGGAGUGGUGGAUCUCCUGCGCGGCUAUAAGGCUUCUUGCGUGCGCGGGAACCACGAAGACCGACUUCUCCUGGUCGCGGACGCAAUAAAGUCAAAUUCAUUAGAGUCGAAGAAGAACUCGGGCCACGACUCAGAGGGAACCGUGAAAGCCGACGACGAGGAACGAAAGCUGGCGCAAUUGCUCAAUGCCGAGCAACUUGCCUGGCUCAAGUCGUGUCCUGUCAUGCUUCGAGUAGGACAGUUGAAAGCUUUUACCGGUGAGGUGGUGGUCGUACACGCCGGCCUUGUCCCGGGUCUUGCUCUGGAGAAUCAAGACCCAUCUUCGGUCAUGAACAUGCGCGUUCUUGACCUCUCCACUCAUUUACCCUCGAAGGAGCACGAGCGCGAAGGAAGUGUGCCGUGGUACAAGCUGUGGAAUAAAUACCAACAGUUGAUCCCAGCGCAGCAACGGCUGGCCCAGUUGAAAAAUCGAGGCAAAUCGAGGCCAGGUGAAGGGCAGAUCACCGUCAUCUAUGGCCAUGACGCCAAAAAGGGUCUGCGACUGCAGAAAUUCUCAAAGGGACUUGACACUGGUUGUGUGAGCGGAGGCAAACUCACCGCACUAGUCGUGGAUGACGCUGGAAAGCAGAAGGUUGUCCAGGUCGGGUGCAAGGACAGUCGCAAGCGGCCACCCGUUCAGGUCGACGUCGACAAUAUCCUCCGGAAAGGGAUCACAGGGCCGCCGCUCGGCGGAGAUGCGGAUUAG